Messenger RNA from Melospiza georgiana, 6191 nucleotides. It is a transcript of the gene TRHR, whose product is annotated as thyrotropin releasing hormone receptor. Lineage: Eukaryota; Metazoa; Chordata; Aves; Passeriformes; Passerellidae. Gene Ontology annotation, biological process: phospholipase C-activating G protein-coupled receptor signaling pathway. Bases 271 to 1452 code for a protein of 393 amino acids. Gene Ontology annotation, cellular component: membrane. The transcript is spliced from 3 exons. The record is from RefSeq and is a predicted model, not a curated record. Gene Ontology annotation, molecular function: thyrotropin-releasing hormone receptor activity.
AGCUGUGGGGAAACAGCCUUCUAGCCUGUGCAAGUGAGCUGGGGCCUUAGAGGGAUUAACCCGUCUCAUAGCUGACUUUACAAAGACUGAAAGUUCAGGUGCUGUAGGGGGAGUGGAGGACGGUACAGGAAUGGGACUGUGACUACAUGGAGAACGCGUUCUGGGGCUGCAGCUCACCUACACUCUGCUCCAGUGACCCUUUUGCAGGGGACCAUGGAGAGCAGGCGCUGAGAGCGAGUGCUUGGCAGAAGCAGCAGCAGGCUGGUGAAGAUGGAGAAUGGCACAGGAGACGAGCAGAACCAGACUGGGCUGCCACUAUCAAGCCAGGAGAUCAUUACAGCUGAAUACCAAGUGGUUACCAUCCUCUUGGUGCUCCUCAUCUGCGGGCUGGGCAUCGUGGGCAAUGUCAUGGUGGUUUUGGUGGUCCUGAGAACGAAGCACAUGAGAACUCCCACUAACUGCUAUCUGGUGAGUCUGGCCGUGGCAGAUCUCAUGGUGCUUGUGGCUGCAGGGCUGCCCAAUAUCACAGAGAGCCUGUACAGAUCCUGGGUGUACGGCUACGCCGGGUGCCUCUGCAUCACUUAUCUCCAGUACCUGGGAAUCAACGCUUCUUCUUUUUCCAUCGCUGCCUUCACCAUUGAGAGGUACAUAGCCAUCUGCCACCCAAUCAAAGCUCAAUUCCUGUGCACUUUUUCAAGAGCCAAAAAGAUCAUUCUUUUUGUUUGGGCUUUCACCUCCAUAUACUGUAUGCUCUGGUUUUUCUUGCUAGACCUUAACACAGUAGCCUACAAAGAGACUACUGUUGUGUCCUGUGGCUACAAGGUCUCCAGGAGCUAUUACUCUCCUAUCUACAUGAUGGACUUUGGUAUAUUUUAUGUUGUGCCAAUGGUAUUGGCAACUGUGCUCUAUGGCCUGAUUGCUAGGAUACUGUUCCUGAACCCCAUCCCUUCAGACCCAAAAGAAAACUCUAAGACCUGGAGGAAUGAUGUGGCUCACCAAAGCAAGCCUGUGAAUACCAAGAUGACUAACAGGAGUUUCAAUAGCACUAUUGCUUCUCGAAGGCAGGUCACCAAGAUGCUGGCCGUGGUUGUGAUCCUGUUUGCAUUCCUGUGGAUGCCCUACCGCACCCUGGUUGUCGUCAAUUCCUUUCUUUCCAGACCCUUCCAAGAAAACUGGUUCCUGCUAUUUUGCAGGAUCUGCAUUUAUUUGAAUAGUGCCAUCAAUCCCGUCAUUUACAAUCUCAUGUCCCAGAAAUUCAGAGCAGCCUUCAGGAAACUGUGCAACUACCAGCAGAAGCAGGAGAAGAAACCUGCCAGUUACAGCAUGGCCCUAAAUUAUAAUGUCAUCAAGGAUUCUGAUCAUUUCAGCACUGAGCUAGAAGAUAUUACCAAUACCUACCUGUCCUCUGCAAAACUGUCCAUUGGUGAUACCUGUUUGUCAUCCAAGGCCUGAAGCCCACCUUGUUGUGAGUGUGCAGCCAUGUAAGAGGUUUGGAUGCUCUGUUCCCACCCACUGUAUGAAUUGUAAGGACAUUUCUACUCACAGAAUUGCAGAAGCUACCAUAAAUCUUUUCAUACCUGUGGGUGCCCUACAGGAAAAUGCAGCAUCUUGGGCAGUGAAAAGAGUGUAUUAUUGAGGCUAACUGGACGAAGUACUCAAUACAACCUAACUUUAGCCAGGUGAGUUGGCUCCAGGAGAAUACCUAAAUCCUUCUUCCCAUUACCUGGCUGAAGAGUGGUGUGUUAUCUCAGAAUGAGCAAGGCUUGCCAGGACAUGUCCAUGGACACAGAGUGGGGCAGGGGAUGAUACUCCCUGUGAAGAUGAGAGGUGAGGAGAGGAGCUGCUCUAAUGUGUGCCUGCACUGGGCAGUACCCAGGAGACCUUCCAACAGCAACCAAAAUUGCUGCUGAUAGCAGUAAUUACCUGCCAGUGACUCCCUCAGCCCACAUCAGUGCAAAUCUCAUUGCAGCCAUCACAGCACGCUUCAAUAAACCGGUGUCUGAUGGCAAAGAGCACAAAAUCUUUCUUUUCUUUGGUUUAUUUUUACCUUGGGCAGUGUGAAAUAUGAAGACUAUUCAAUGAAUGUGCAGCUGGAAACAAACAAAAAGUCAGUAAGAAGCAUUUAAAAUAGCUUAUCUUUUUCAGCAAUCAGGUUUAUAGAUGUACCACUUUAAAUGUAAGUCUCAGCUAUUACUGAAUCCUGUUGGAAAUUGACAGAUAUUGAUGAGUAUGUAACAGGCUUUUAUCAGCUCCUUUUAUCUUGGUUCAAUACCAUUUUUAUCUACGAGCACUAGAAGGGGUUUAGAGCUUUAAUACUGAUAAUAUCUGGGGAAAAGGGGAAAAUUCAGAGAAAAGUAACACUUUUUAAAUGUUUAAUGUUCUUAAAAUUUAUCUGUUAGAACACUUCAGGACAUAAAGUGUUGUCAGAGGAAAAGUCAUCCUGGCUUUUUACUUGCCAGCAUAGCCCCUUCCCUGCUCUUCCCACACAGGCCUAUGAUGAGCAGUCUGGGGCCAGUCUCCCUGAUGUAGCUACCAACAAAGUAUCAUGUCUUGCUUUGACUUUGCUCUAGACUUGCUGUUGUUCUUGCUAGAAGUUCAUUUUCUCACUUCUGUGCUGCAGAAGCCCAGGAAAGUGCCUGUGUGUUCCUGUGUGUCAUGAACAUUUUACACAUGACAUUUGUACAUGACAUUCAAAAACCUGUAAAAAAGCUGAUUCACAGAAUCACAGAAUAGGCUGAUUUGGAAGGGACCCAGAAGGAUGAUCGAGUCCAGCUCCCAGCCCCACACAGCCCCAUCCCCAAGAGUCACAAACCUGCCCAGUGUCGGUGAAAGAGGCAGUCUCUAAGCAUUGUAAGGCUUUCCUAUCCAGUAUUCUUUUGCCUACACAGCCACUUCCCUAAUUCAAGCUUCUUCCACUAAUAUUCAACUAUAUUUGCAAACUUAAAGGGAACUAAAAAUACCCUGAUGGGCCUCUCAGAUUUAAGCAUUAAAACCAUGGAGGAAGCAAACAUUGCUCAGAGAGGUUGUGGAGUCUCCUUCACUGGACACAUUCAAGAACCAUCUGCACUCAGUCCUGUACCAUGUGCCCUGGGAUGACCCUGCUUGAGCAGGGAGGCUGGACCAGAUGACCCACUGUGGUCCCUUCCAACCUUCCUCACUCUGUGAUUCUGCGAUUUUGCAGUCUGUAUCCUGCUCUGUCUGCAUCCUUGCUUUCUCCUGUUUCACCUUUGCGGAGCUCCGCAGGCACUUUCCCGCUUGGCAGAGUGAUGGCAGGGCAUGGAAGAGACCAACAGCAAGGAGGUUUUAACCAGCAGAGUAGGUGUGACCAAAUUCCAGAAGCUGGCAGAGCUUUGUCUGGAGCAGAGCCAGAAGCAGGACCCAUGCAGGCCAUGUUGCAGUCUUUCCCAAAUCCUCUGCAUUUCCCAGCUUGCCAGGUUGUCUCUCUGAGCAGCAAAGGCCACCAGGCAGGCACAUGCAGUGGUGUCUAUUUCUGUGAGAUGUCUGAACCCCCACAGGACUGGAAGGGCAAUGCCCAGACUGCUUUUAAAAUAACAAGAAAGAACUAAAAUGACAGAGUAAGUAAUGUGUCAGCCAAGUAAGCACACUUGGCUGGGGCUCAAGAGUCACAGACAAGGAUACCGAUGUAUUCUCAAAUUAGCACCUAGCAAUUAAUCUCAUAAAUACAAUUCUGUAGCUGUGACACACACUUUGGGCAAACCCUUCCUUUGUAGAGCUUGAUGUGAAAAUACAGAGUUCUAUAGCAUCUUCCUGCUUACACUUGCUUAAAGCAACAGGUUGCUAUUAUAAUGGAAAGCCAAGGAGAGAUACUGUUCAACUUUUCCUCCAAAGCACCUGUAACAGAGAAAUUAAAUUAUCUGUGAACCUUACACAGGAAUUUAUGGCUGUGUAGGCAAGAGACAUUCAAAGUAAAGGCAAGUUCCUGUGUCUGACUUUGCAAACUCCUGUGAUGAAGCCAGGGCUGCUCUCAGCUGCUGGGGCAGAGGCUACAGGGGCGGCCACUGGUGGAGCUGGUGCCUGGAAAUCCCUCUGUCCUUCACAUGCUGUUUUCAGCCAGGCAUCUGUUCAGUGCUUCCAGAGGAGGCCCUACUUUCCAGAAUUUCCCAAGAGAUGCUUGAACUAGUUGCUUUUCUUACUUAAAAAGCAAGAUGUGCACAAGUCAGAUGUGCAGGUCUAGCAGCAGGCAGAGGGCAUUCCAUGGAAACCUGGCUGUCUGGUGAGGAGCACGACUGGCUGGGUAAAACCUGAGACCAGUGCUUGUAUAAUAACAGUAAAACUUACACUUUUAUCUCAAGGCUUUCAGAGCACAGACUGAAUUACAGCUUUUAUAGACCAACAGUACCAGAAGUGAAUUCCCUCCUUUAUUUGCCUUUUUGCUGAAAAAGCAACUGUCUGCUUUCUCAGUCUCUGCUCCAACAGAUGCUCAAGUGAGGUAUUUAAACCCAUAUUCUUUGUGAUGCUUCAUGAAGGGCUAAAAUCUAUGUAGGUGACUUUGUAUCCACCAUCACUGGGAAUAACAAAAAUGAAAAUAUUUCUUUCUGAUAUUUAUUUGUGCUAACAGAAAUUAUUAUGAUUGCAAGAUUGUGUGCAAAACUACAAUAUUUAUAAUUGCAUAUUUAAGCUAAGGUGUGAUGUUAACUGAUAAUGUGAUGUGACUGUAUCUCUAUAGAUGUUAGUUGUGAAAUCCAUUCUAAUUUUAUGCUGAUAUACAGCUCACACUACAAAACUUUGUCAGAUAUCCUGCUGAUGUGACUGUUUCUGUGUUUGCCCUUCUGUUUAGAACAGCAGUCAACCUUUUGUCUUGUACGUAGAUGUUGUAAAUUAUAUAUGUGAGAAUGUAUUUUUUUAAUUAAAUGGUUUUAAAUGUAUUGAUAAUUAUAUCAAUUUUUUUUGCUAGAAGUGAAAGUGGCUGGAUGUCAACUACUGACUGCAGUAAUAUAACUAUCUUUGUAUAUUUAUUUUGUGGAUAGCAAAGUCCUUUGCAACAUUUAGUCUGGAAGAAUUGUCUGAUUGGUAGCAAUAUUGAAAUCCAUGCCCAUAUCCUUAUUUAACAUCUUUCCUGUAAGGGAUUGCAUUCUUAUUGGACUUUUAUUUAGAAGUUUAUUCAGAAUGAAACAGAAGAGGUGCUGCUGUCACAUCUGGCUUGGGGAGUAUGCUGCAUCCUUUCUGAAAUGCUGAGAUUUUAGAACCUUCAGUGAAAGUAAAUGCAGCUGAGAAAGGUCAGGUGUAUUUGUAACCCACUUUAGUUCAAAUUAUCACAUGACCUCCCUGAGUUCAGAGCAAAGGAUAUAUCAAAGAAGCUCCUAUGUGCUGUGGAAGGGUUUGUGAUGCUUCUGUGGAAAUGGAUGGCACAAGUCAGAUGAUAAAGAUCUCACGAGCAUCACUCCAAAAACAGUUCCCUGGCAAAAUGGACUGAAGGAGCUGCAGCAGUACCUCCCCAGCCACACAGUGAAGGCUUGGAUCAGUAACUUUGGAAGUUGACAAUUUUGGUAGUUUUUUAAAAAGUUAUUCUACAAUAAAUAAAUAAAUCAAUAAAUCUCUCGCAUACCCCCCCGAUCUGAGCACUGUCACCAAGGAAAAAAAACAUUAUUUCAGGAAUGUGAAAAAAUUGAAAUGAAUUCACUGUUCUUUCAAUAGUGAAUUCAUUUCUCUGGUAUGUGUGUUUCUUUUGUUGCAAAAGUUAUUUCUUUUGCUACGAAUUGCAGUGAAAUUUGAAAAUGAUCUUUCCAUUUUUUAUAUCCUCUUCAGACAGAAUUGUUUAUUUGUUCUUUUGUUCUUUUUGGUAACAGUUUCUUUUCUCAUGAUUCUUUCAUGACUACUGGGAUACGGUGAUACAGAGAAUGUAAGUGAAUUGGCUCACUCAAAGUCAUUUGGACUCCUGAAUUCAUUAAUUUGGGGGCUGAAUCUUGGAAAAUUAAAUUCUAACAAACUAUGUAACAGCAACUGGUUUGGAGGGAAUUUUUUCUUCACCUAUCCAGAGUAAUUCUGGUUUCAUUCUGUCACGUCACGUGGUUUAUUUAUUUGUUUAUUAUAAAUAGUGUGAAAUUGUUUAGAGAAAUGUACUACUGAUAAAUGUAGAACAAUUUUUGUUCCAAAGAAGCAUUUUGUAAUUCUUGGAUGCAUGCUACUGUGGGGAUUAAUUUGUAAUGAAUUUUUGUUGCUACUUUAAUAAA